Exserohilum turcica Et28A is the source of this 1856-nucleotide messenger RNA. RefSeq lists its product as uncharacterized. The record is from RefSeq and is a predicted model, not a curated record. The transcript has 2 exons. Lineage: Eukaryota; Fungi; Ascomycota; Dothideomycetes; Pleosporales; Pleosporaceae. Bases 147 to 1802 code for a protein of 551 amino acids.
AAGCACCUCGGCUCCGCACCACGCUUCCAAGAUGGGGGUUGUAUUGGGCGCUUGGCCAUCGUGACCUGCAGGAACACAAGUACUGGCCGUCUGCUGUGCGGUCAGGAAGCCUGCCGAUCCUUUUGCUCGUCGCAACACCGCUUAAUAUGGUUUCCUUUUCGAAGCUCUCGCUGGCUUCGGCACUCCUAGCCCAACAUGUCUUUGCACAUCGCAGCUUGGUCGCGUGCAAUGACACGGAAAGCUUUGCGACCAACAUGCUACAAGAGUCCAUGGACUGGAUGGACUUGUAUUACGACAAUGAAAGAGGAUAUUUGUUCAACUUGGACGCUGUUACGCUGACGCAUGAUACGCGAUCGAGCGCGUGGUAUGCAGCGGGUUUACUGGCGCGCAACAAGAACGACGACGUGGACCAGGCGAUUAAGAUUGUCAACAACAUCAUCGGCGGGCAGUUCAAGAACGAGAGUCAGCAGUGGUACGGCGAUUACCAAAUCUACCCAGAGGAACCCACGGUCGGCACUGCAGAAUACCCGGCCAACAUGUACAACUCGUGGGACCCCAACUGGCGAGGCUUCAUCGGCACAACCUUUGUCGUCAUGCUCGAGGAAUUCGCCCAUCUCCUCCCCAACGAAACAACAAACUACAUUCUCGAGAGUCUGUACAACACCACCAUUGGCGAUAGUUAUCGCGUCGGCGGCGUCGAUGGUGACAACUUGUAUCCCGCGUACAGCAAUCCUUCCAUUAUGCGCGCCUUUGUAUCUGGCUACAUUGGCCGGCGCCUCAACGACGCAAACAUGACCCAAGCAGGCGAGAUGUACGCCAAACAAAUUAUUGACCUGUUUGUCCGCGACAACACGCUGUCGGAAUUCAACUCGGGCACCUACGCCGGAGUCUCGUUGUACGCACUAACGCUGUGGGCAAAGUACCUCAAGCCCGAAGAGAGCAUCAUGGGCGAGUACGGUCCCAAGAUGAUUCGCGACACAUGGAGCGUGCUGGGCCAGUUGUACAAUGCAAACAUGAAGAACGUAGCGGGGCCCUGGGACCGCGCGUACGGCUUCGACAUGAACCGGUAUCUGAGCAUUCUGGCGCUGCAGCUGUGGACCUUGGUAGGCAAGGAAAAGGCGCCAAUCAACAAGAAGCCCUGGGCAAUGGGCCACAAAGACGACUUUGCUAUUUCCCCACUCAUCUCCAUUCUCGCACCCUACCACAACACGCUUGUCCCCAACACAACCCUCUCGUCGCUCCUCACCUUUCCCGGCACCCACACCGUCUCCACCUCGGCCUUCUCACCCCCCUACGACACAUACCCGCGCAACAUCUCGGCCUGGCUUUCGCCCCACCUGACCAUUGGCGCAACCUCGUUUUCCGAAUCCGUCAUCGGCGGCCCCAGCAUCAAUCCCAAUUCCUUCAACCCGGCGGUCGUCCAGUGGACCCGUGGCGACGCUGCGAACAAAGACGUGGGCUGGAUCACGCUGUAUGCGCAGACAAGAGCUGUACAGGCUGUCGUGGGCAACGCCAGUUUGCAACUUACGUACCCGCUCGGAAACGACUCGAGCGCCUUUUCCUUCUUGGUUGCGCCCAAUGGCUGGUACGGGAAGCGCGAUGUGAGUUCCUGGGCUGAUGUGCAGGGCAUCAAGGUAACGGCGAGUGGGACGGUGGAUUUGGACUAUCGAGUCCAGUUUGCCGGGCAGGUUGGAGGCACUGGCAAGCCCAUCAACGACUUUGAAUUCUGGAACUUUACAUACGUUAUGCCUGCCGGCAGCACGCAAUUGCCUACUAUCAAGCUUGAGUUUGAGCUCGAGUAGAUGUCUAUUGCGUGCGUGGAAGAAGUGUAAAUACACAACGAGUGAGAGAGAGAG